AAAUUCGGUAAGCUACGAUGAAAUAAUAACCUUAUUUACUUGCAAACGAAGCCGUUAAAUCUUUCACGCGGUCUCAUCCAGGGGCUUCUCCGUCGACGCGACGACAUGGCGAAUCCCCUCAACCGCGCUGCAGGCCCUCUGCGAUCGAGGGAAGGGCUGAUUACUCGUCCAUCCUCUUCUUCGGACGAGAUUCAAUUGCGGAUCGACCCGAUGCAUGGGGAUCUGGAUGAGGAGAUCGGUGGGCUUUACCGGAAAGUCCGACAGUUGAAAGGGGUAGCUCAAGAGAUAGAGUCCGAAGCAAAGUUUCAGAAUGAUUUCAUAACUCAAUUGCAAAUGACGUUAACUAAAGCCCAGGCUGGGGUAAAGAACAACAUGAGAAGGAUGAACAAGAGCAUCAUCCAGAACGGUUCAAACCAUGUCUUCCAUGUAAUUCUGUUUGCAUUGCUCUGCUUUUUCAUCGUCUACUUUUGGUCGAAGAUCUCCCGGUGAUAAAGAGAUUAGAAUGCAAGAGUGUGCAAAUAGAUGAAUCUUGUGGUUCAUUAUCUGUACUGGAUGUUCUGGAUAGAAAGCAUAUUUGAAUCUAACAACUAAGGUAGCUCCUGUUGUGAGAAUA
This is a messenger RNA of Zingiber officinale, 613 nucleotides long. Its product is annotated as bet1-like protein At4g14600. The coding region runs from base 106 to 489 and encodes 127 amino acids. The record is from RefSeq and is a predicted model, not a curated record. Lineage: Eukaryota; Viridiplantae; Streptophyta; Magnoliopsida; Zingiberales; Zingiberaceae. The transcript is spliced from 4 exons.